Penicillium odoratum is the source of this 1830-nucleotide messenger RNA. Its product is annotated as Zn(II)2Cys6 transcription factor domain-containing protein. Gene Ontology annotation, molecular function: zinc ion binding; DNA-binding transcription factor activity, RNA polymerase II-specific. The record is from RefSeq and is a predicted model, not a curated record. The transcript has a single exon. NCBI's taxonomy places the organism in Eukaryota, Fungi, Ascomycota, Eurotiomycetes, Eurotiales, Aspergillaceae. Bases 1 to 1830 code for a protein of 609 amino acids. Gene Ontology annotation, biological process: regulation of DNA-templated transcription.
AUGCACAUGGAGGCGGCACAAUCAUCAGAUCGGGCGCCAUGCCUUCUCCUUCCUAGGCCGGCACAUAUGCCGGUCGAGCCUCGCAAUUGGCUCCACAUUGAGAAACCCGUUAAACGGAGGGCAGGCAACCCAAAAGUCAGAACGGGAUGUCUUACUUGCAAACUACGCCAUGUCAAGUGUGACGAGCGGGAGCCCGUCUGUCUUCGCUGUGAAAAGGUGGAUGCCUUUUGUCAGGGAUAUUCAACUCCUCAGCCGAAAAGAAAACCUGAAUCGCAUCGCCUGAUCAAAAGGGCCUCACCACGCCCGAUUGUUCCACGAGCCACAUCUGAACCGGCCUCUGAACAGUUGAAUCUACCUGACAGGGGGCCGUAUAGUCUUUUAGGAACCCCGUCUCGUGAUCUCUCCAGCCUGGGCUUACAAGGCAAUGAUGGUAUUUACUUUGACUAUUUUCGUCACCAGGUCUCGAGCAAUAUGUGUGGCUUUUACACUACAAGCAUGUGGUCGGGGCUGGUCAUUGCCGAGAGCUUUCACCACGAUGCUGUGCGACACUCAAUAUUAGCAAUUGGAGCUUUAAUAUUGACAAUAUCUCAAACAUCCAAUUUACCCGAUCGUGCGACUACAUCAGCCUCAUUUCUACUCGAGAAAAUCAUAAAUAGUCAUCAUCGCAAUUCCCUCAAACAUCAUCUCCACGCCGCUCGGUCAUUUCGAGCCGAGGUCCAUGACCUGGCUGCGUCGUCGCCACGAUCGGUCCUUGUGGUUACGUUGCUUCUUGUCGUAUUUGAACUUCUACAAGGGAAGCUGAAAACAGCAGAUACAUUGAUGAACUCUAGCAUGGACCUCUUGAGAGAAAACAUCACAUUGUUUCAACCCGCAUCUACUGUCACCCAGAAGGUCCAUCGGGACUUUAAGGAGAUCGAGCAUGUUGUGCCGUGUAUCUCAGUCAUGAGUCACCUGUCGCAUCUUUCGGAUCAACAUCACAAACUUCCCCUGAUGAAGAGCGAGCCGGACUUUUUCUUCCCCCGACCAGGCCGAGAAUCAAUUCAUGACCUGUUCAUUCAAUGGGGAAGGUUCUUCACCUUCGCAAUCAUCUUCCUCGGACACACAAUCUACUCCGAACUCAGAUCCAUACCCAGAGAACAGCCCAAGCGCUUCAUUUCGCAGCAGAAGCAGCUCUUAUCACAUCUGGAAAAUUGGAAAUCAACACUGUCAGAGUAUUUCGGCACUAGCACUGCUGACCAAAAGGCUCUCCGAAUCGCACAUAUCCACUGGCUAAUGUUAUACAUCUCUAUCAACUGCUGUCUCGACCCAACCGAGCUAUCCUGUGACAAUUUUGAAAACGAAUACCGCGAUCUUACAAAUCAGUGCAUUGAUCUCAUCCAAGACAACAUCUCCCACGCACGUCCAACGUCUGUGAUGCUCGGCGAAGGCCUCCUACUCCCUCUCUGCACGGUGAUGCGAAGUUGCCGUAAUCACGAGAUUCGGAUGAUGGCAGUCGAAGCAGUUGGGCAGCUUCCCUGGUCGAUGGUUGCGUGGGAUUUGAAGAAACUUUUGAGGGGGCAAUUGAACGCGAUCUUAAUGGAGGAGCUAGACCGUGAUAGGAAUGGACUUAUUCCUCCACAGUCCCGAUGGUUUUGGCUGCGUGACGAAUGGAACUAUAAGACGGAAUCUCUGGAAAGAAUAUUCGUCAAUCAACAGCCGAAUGAGAAUGGGAUAUUGGAUUUUAAGGUGUUAAGUGUCCACGGUGAUACCUGGCCGGAUAUAUGUUUGGCAGUUGGCUGCAAAGGACAACACCUGAUGUGCAGACUGAGCAAAGACUCAUCAUUUGUAUAA